This is a messenger RNA of Adineta steineri, 618 nucleotides long. Lineage: Eukaryota; Metazoa; Rotifera; Eurotatoria; Adinetida; Adinetidae. The record is from the annotation of a GenBank genome assembly.
AUGCAUAAGUCAUAUCAAUCAACACUUCCGGCUUCUAAUCGACUUCUUAAAAAGAAAUGGGAUGAUAAAUAUUAUUCUGAACAUCGUCUUUUAGUACGUGAUGCUCGACCAAGUAUUGAUACACGUCCUCCAAGAACUUAUAUGCAUCUUCAUAUGAAAUUAAAAAAACUUCAAUUACAAGAGGAACGUACAGCAAUUGUUGAACGUGAUAAUCGUAUUUUAUUAGAAAAAAUGGCACAUACAAUGAAAACAACUGGUUGUAUUGAUAAUCGUAAUAAUUAUGAAGCAAGAAGUCUUAAUCAAGAAAAACGUCGACGAGAAUUAUUACGUGUUGCAGAAGAAAAUGGAACAUUAGCAAAACGAAUUGUUGAUCGUAAACCUAUCUUAGCUCGAGAAGGUUGGCAAAGAGAUUCGCAACAAAACAAUGCAUAUUUAAAUAAUAUAGCCAAAUAUGAACUCGGUUGGCAUGCUCCCAAAUCGGCUGGUCCUCGACAAGCAUCAGCUGAAAGCACCACAAAAAAAGAACCGGAAAAUCCUCCACCAGAAGAGAAAAAAGAGUCUGAAACUUCUGGUAAACCAACAUCAGCAAAAGGAAGCAAAGAUAAAACAAAGAAAUAA